Calypte anna (Anna's hummingbird) is the source of this 5493-nucleotide messenger RNA. RefSeq names its product ATPase 13A4 (gene ATP13A4). Lineage: Eukaryota; Metazoa; Chordata; Aves; Apodiformes; Trochilidae. Gene Ontology annotation, biological process: polyamine transmembrane transport; intracellular calcium ion homeostasis. Gene Ontology annotation, cellular component: late endosome membrane. Gene Ontology annotation, molecular function: ATP binding; ATPase-coupled monoatomic cation transmembrane transporter activity; polyamine transmembrane transporter activity. The record is from RefSeq and is a predicted model, not a curated record.
AUCAGAUCUCUCCCUCAGCCCUCAGUCAGGGUCAUCUCCAGUUACCUCAUUUCUCAGAGAGUGCCUCACCUCCUGGAGUGCUCACAUGUGUCUUUGAGUGAAUUUUGCAUGUACCCUUGCAGUUGCAAAACUCCAGCAACAGAAUGGGGGAGGAAUUAAUGUUACCUGCUAGCCCCACAGAGAGGGAGGAGCUCAAUUCUUCAAACAUCAGCAGUUACAAGGAAGGUGUGUACUUAGAGCACUUCUCAAUGUGGAAGUUCAAACACACAACGCUGAAGACCUGUCCUGAGGGUGCUCUAGAAAGUCUCCUAAGGCUCAUUUCAUGGGGGAAAGUCCUGACAAGAACCAUUAUGCACGGCUUAACCAGGGAGAAGAGAAUGAAAUGGAGAUAUUUGGCUACAAAACCCAAGGCUGGCGGAGGGUCUUGUGCAUUGCUGGAUACAUUUUGUCCUGUGGAGCUUUGCUGCUGCUGUUUUACUGGAAGCCCGAGUGGGAUGUGUGGGCAAACUGCAUCCGCUGCAGCUUGGAAGAAGCAGACAUUGUUCUGCUCCGAACAACAGAUGAAUUUCAGGUUUAUUCUUCUAAAAGAGUGAGAUGGAUCUCUGUGUCUGCACUCAUCAAAAGUAAAUUGGAUGAUCCAGCCACUGCUGAGGAAGACUCUAUCUUCAGCAGAGCCAUAACAAAGCCAAGUUUGCAAGUGAAAAGUAUCAAGGUACAAAAAAUCCGCUAUAUCUGGGAUAUUUGUGCAAAACAGUUCCAGAAAAUCGGAGCCCUAGAAGAUGAUUAUACUUGCUCAGCUAUACAUGCCAAAUUUGGUUCUGGUCUCACCUGUUAUGAACAGAAUGUCAGGAGACUUGUAUGUGGGCCAAACAGUAUUGAUGUUCCUGUGAUCCCUCUUUGGAAACUACUCAUCAAAGAGGUCUUAAAUCCAUUUUACGUGUUUCAGCUGUUCAGUGUGUGUUUGUGGUUUGCUGACGAUUACAUGGAGUAUGCCAUUGCCAUCAUAAUCAUGUCUCUCCUCUCAAUUUUUUUGACUGUAUAUGAACUGAGACAGCAAUCGGUUAAACUGCACAGAAUGGUUGAGUCUCAUAACAACAUCAUGGUCACUGUCUACAGAAAUAAAGAAGGUUUCCAAGAAGUGGAAUCAGACUAUCUUGUUCCCGGAGAUAUGUUGGUUCUGAAAGAGGGAAAAACCCUGCUGCCUUGUGAUGCCAUCCUGAUCAGUGGGCAGUGCAUUGUGAAUGAAAGCAUGCUAACAGGGGAAAGUAUUCCAGUUACAAAGAUCCACUUACCCAAAGCUGAUAACGUGAAGCCAUGGAGAAUGCACUUAGCAGAGGAUUACAAAAAGCACGUCCUCUUUUGUGGAACAGAGGUCAUACAGACCAAGGCAGAUGACACAGGAAUAGUGAAAGCUGUGGUGCUGCGGACUGGUUUCAAUACAGCCAAAGGGGAUCUGGUGAGGUCCAUUCUCUAUCCUAAACCAAUGAACUUCAAGCUUUACAGAGAUGCCCUCCGAUUCCUGAUGUGCAUUGCAGCAUUUGCAGGCAUUGGAAUGAUCUACACAGUGUGUGUAUUUGCACUUAGUGGGGAGGAAGCGGGAGAAGUGGUGAAGAAGACCUUGGAUGUUGUCACUAUUGCUGUACCCCCAGCUCUGCCAGCUGCCUUGACAACAGGGAUCAUUUAUACUCAGCGAAGGCUGAAGAAAAAAGGCAUCUUCUGCAUCAGUCCACAAAGGAUAAACAUGUCUGGACAGCUGAACCUCAUCUGCUUUGACAAGACUGGCACCCUAACAGAAGACGGCCUGGAUCUUUGGGGCUUGCUGCCCUCUGAAAGAAACUGCUUCCAGGACAUUUACAGAUUCCCUGCAGAACACAGCCUGCCUUGGGGACCAGUGUUCAAAGCAAUGCUGGUUUGUCAUUCACUGAUUGUUUUGGAGGGCAAGAUCCAAGGAGACCCACUGGAUGUUAAAUGUUUGGAGGCCACUAACUGGGUGAUAGAUGAUUUCAGACAUCAUACUGAAGGACAAGAAUCCCAAUGUACCACUGUUGUUAGACCUGGACCUAAAGCCAGCAAUGCCCCAGUGGAAGGAGUUACCAUUUUACAUCAGUUUCCAUUUUCUUCAGCCUUGCAGAGAAUGUCUGUCGUUGCUCAAGAAAUUGGCGGGGAACAACAGGUCUUCACAAAAGGGGCUCCAGAAAUGGUGGCCAUGUUAUGUAGAGCAGAAACAGUCCCGUCGAACUUUGAAAGCAGACUUCUGCUCUACACAGCACAGGGCUUCAGGGUCAUUGGACUGGCAGGUAAAUCUCUGCAGUCAGGGAAGCAAUCUACUGAUCUAACAAGGGAGGAGGUAGAAUCUGAUCUGACAUUCCUGGGUCUGCUGAUAAUGGAGAAUCGAUUAAAAAGGGAAACAAAGCCUGUCCUGGAAGAGCUCAGUGCUGCCUGCAUCAGGAGUGUUAUGGUCACAGGUGACAACAUUCAGACAGCUAUAACUGUUGCCAAAAAUGCUGGGAUGAUUUCUCCAAUGAGCAGAGUAAUUCUUGUGGAAGCAAAAAAAUUACCUGAGUCAUCAGCAUCUAUAACCUGGAACCACUUGAGGAAACAAACAGAAGAAUAUGGAAGCCUGGAGCAUGACAGUCAGACUGGAGGAAGAAUCAGUCUGGCAUUGGGAUCAAGCCAGUAUCAUUUUGCCAUGAGUGGAAAAUCUUAUCAAAUUGUAGCACAGCAUUUCAGGCACUUCCUUCCAAAGCUCCUGCUGAAUGGGAACUUUUUUGCUAGAAUGUCUCCUGGUUCAGAAAUCCAGCCUUGUAAGAAAGAGUUUCAAAAGCUGGAUUACUUUGUGGGCAUGUGUGGAGAUGGAGCCAAUGACUGUGGGGCUUUGAAAGUGGCGCACGCAGGGAUAUCACUGUCGGAGCAGGAGGCAUCUGUGGCUUCACCUUUCACAUCCAGAACUUCCAGCAUAGCAUGUGUGCCAGAGCUAAUCAGGGAAGGCCGUGCUGCCCUUGUCACUUCCUUCUGUAUGUUUAAAUACAUGGCACUCUACAGCACCAUUCAGUACCUUGGUGUUCUCCUACUGUACUGGCAACUAAACUCCUUUGGAAAUUACCAAUUUUUGUUCCAAGAUCUGGCUAUUACCACUGUAGUUGGUGUGACAAUGAGUUUCACAGGUGCCUAUCCAAAGCUGGUUCCCUACAGGCCUCCUAGCCAACUCAUCUCUCCCCCAUUGCUGCUCUCUGUUGUACUUAACAUCCUCUUCAGCCUCAGCAUGCAGAUUUUUGGGUUUGUGAUGGUCCAGGAGCAGCCUUGGUAUUCCAAGACAAAUAUAUACAGUGCCUGCCUCUCAGUGAACAACCACACUGAGAAUUCUUCCUCUAUUUUCAUCUCGGGGCUCCAUAACAUGAGAGAUGGAGACUAUGGGCAAGAGGACAAUGGUUUCAAGAGCUAUGAAAACACUACAGUGUGGCUGCUAAGUACCAUCAACUGCCUCAUCGUAGCGCUAGUGUUUUCCAAGGGAAAGCCUUUCAGGCAAGCCAUCUACACAAACUAUGUGUUCAUACUGGUGCUCAUAGUGCAGCUGGGCGUUUGCCUCUUCUUGGUGUUUGCUGAUAUUGAUUAUCUCUACUCUAAGAUGGAUCUUGUUUGCACCCCUACCUCAUGGCGUAUCUCUAUGGUGAUAAUGCUUGCAGUCACACUUGCUGUGUCCAUCCUUGUUGAGGAAGCGGUCAUUGAGAACAGAUCCUUAUGGUUGCUGCUGAAAAGGACCUUUGGGUACCACUCAAAGAGCCACUACAAGAGACUGCAGCGAGUGUUAGAGCAGGACAUGGCAUGGCCACCUCUGAAUGAAACCUUCUUCUCAGAUUCUGUAACAAUAUCAGUAGAGGGAAAUAUGGGAGGCCAAAGCAAUCCAGCAUUUGACAGCAAUGAGGAUGCACUCUGAAGGAAACUGCAGGGGACAUAUGUCCAGGACAGGUACAGUUGGCUGUAGAAGGACCAUUUCAGAGACAUAAGAGAAAAGGAUGGACUGACCUGUCACUACCCCUCUCCUCCUCCCCCUCCAAGACAUACCAGCUUUGGUUUAAUUUUAAAUUAACUGGAAGCAGAAAGGCUGGCUGCAAUAAUAGCAUAAAGCCUCAGCAGUUUUUCCCCUAUCCCCUUGCCCAUGUAUGAAUGGCUGCCAGCUGCAAAUGGAACAGCUUGCUGAAUACUGGUUAAGGAAUAAUGGCUGAAAUGCCCCUUUGCUGCAUCCGUUCCAUAAUAUACAUUAUGUAGGCCAUAAAAAUAGGGGCUUAUCCAGAGGAGAAGUAGUUAAUUUGAACACCAGCACUCCUCUGAGGACAUCACCUUUGAGAAAACAAGUAGAAAUGAGCCAUCUAGAAGCAUGCACUCUUAGCACCAUUGUGCCCCUCCCAUAAUGGGAGCAAUGAAGAGCUCUAUUUCUAGUUCACUGCUAACAGGCAACCUGUUUUCCUUUUUCUCUGUUUAAAACUUGUGGCAGUUGCAUUUUCUGAGUGAAAAACCUUUUGACCUAAAGACAGAAUGAUUUCAUUGUUUAACAGUGCUUCUUUGAAGGAGGUAUUUGUUUGAAGAAUCCAUUUUAAAAAAGUAGAAUGAAACACAUGGUAAUUGUAAAUUAAAGUCUCAUUCUGUGGGUCUACAAGGACAUGCUGUUCCUUGUGGUGUGAGCUUGCUCUACUAGAGCAGAUGCUGCACGUCUGGUCUGCUGCCUGGCAUCAUCUCAUGGUGUACCAGUGCCAAAAGAAGCAGACAUUGAAGCCAUUACUACCUUCAAGGGCCUAAGACCUGAAUUAAAAGACAGGGGGACAGGUAGUCCUCAGAAUAACUUUAUUAAAAUCUGCAGUGUGCUUUAAUGUUGAACUAUCUGAGGUUGUUUGCUCUGGUUUCCUACCAUAAUUGCACAUGCUACACAUCAGCUCAUAUCCCUUACCUGUAAACCUUUGAUGGUAACCUUUAUUCACUUUGCUGUUCUGCUUCUUCUAUACAUAAAUGCAACAGCACCAGGCAUUUAUGCAUGUUUUACCUACUCAAAAAAAUCAUCUUGUACCAGGACAUAGUCUUUUAGCCCUUUCGUGUUAGGCUGACUUCGUGCUCACUGUAUUUUGUAAUCUCUGUCACCAGCUGCGUAUAACAACAAGGUGCCUCUCAGGAAGGUUUGGGACCAAGAGGAACACAUCUUUAUUUGGAUGAUGUGUGCAGGGGAGUUGACCCCUCUGAACUGACUGUACAAUUUGUUUUUCAAGCUCAAACUUUCCCAUUAUUUUCCUGGGUGGAGCUGAGGAGCCAUUUGGAAGCACUUAAAUACUAGGAACUAUUUGUUUUCCCUUCUCGAUGCUAAAGCAGUCUUGCAUUGUCACAGAAAACCAGAGAAUCGGAAGUCUAGGAAUCAUAGUAAAGAUUUCAUUCAUCUUUUAGAGCAAAAAGGAGCUUUGGAAAACCAAGAGCAAAUCAGAAGAGAUUAUGUAUUGUUUUGAUUUACAU